This is a messenger RNA of Danaus chrysippus (African queen), 426 nucleotides long. Lineage: Eukaryota; Metazoa; Arthropoda; Insecta; Lepidoptera; Nymphalidae. The record is from the annotation of a GenBank genome assembly.
AUGAUGGGGGAUGUAGGGAGGGAUGGGGGUGAUGUGGUUGAUGGGGAUGAUGGAGAAGAUGUGGAUGAUUGGGGUGAUGGGGAUGAUGGGGAUGAUGGGGGUGAUGGAUAUGAUGAUGAUGGGGAUGAGGGGAAUGAUGUGGAUGAUGAGGAUGAUGGGUGUGAUGAGAUGAUGAAGAUGAUGGGGAUGAAUGGUGUGAUGGGGAUGAUGGAGAUGAUGGUGAUGAUGGGGAUGAAUGGGGAGAUGGGGAUGAUGGAAGAUGGGGGUGAUGUGGAUGAUGGGUAUGAUGGAGGAGAUGUGGAUGAUUGGGGUGAUGGGGAUGAUGGGGUUGAUGAUGAUGGGGAUGAGGGGAAUGUGUGUGUGAUGAGGAUGAUGGGUGAUGAUGGGAUGAUGGAGAUGGGGGUGAUGGGGAUGAGGGGGGGAUGA